Mytilus californianus (California mussel) is the source of this 514-nucleotide messenger RNA. Its product is annotated as 60S ribosomal protein L26-like. Gene Ontology annotation, cellular component: ribosome; cytosolic large ribosomal subunit. Gene Ontology annotation, biological process: cytoplasmic translation; ribosomal large subunit biogenesis. The transcript is spliced from 4 exons. Lineage: Eukaryota; Metazoa; Mollusca; Bivalvia; Mytilida; Mytilidae. The record is from RefSeq and is a predicted model, not a curated record. Gene Ontology annotation, molecular function: RNA binding; structural constituent of ribosome. Bases 62 to 493 code for a protein of 143 amino acids.
UCUUUACGACGGUAACUUCCUUUUCCGGUUUUGGCCAUAACGUGAAGAUAUAAAGGCCAAGAUGAAGUUCAACAAAAUGGUGUCGUCCUCUCGUAGGAAGAAUAGAAAGCGCCAUUUUAAUGCACCAUCCCAUGUAAGGAGGAAGAUCAUGAGCUCUGCUCUAUCAAAAGAUUUGAGACAGAAAUACAAUGUCAGAAGUGUGCCUAUUAGAAAGGAUGAUGAGGUUCAGGUUGUCCGAGGUCACUAUAAAGGACAGCAAGUUGGCAAAGUUGUUCAAGUAUACAGAAAGAAGUUUGUGAUAUACAUUGAAAGAAUCCAGAGGGAAAAAGCCAAUGGAGCAUCUGUUCAUGUUGGAAUUGACCCAUCAAAGGUAGUAAUAGUCAAAUUAAAGAUUGAUAAAGAUAGGAAAAGGAUUCUGGAACGUAAAGCUAGGUCCAGACAAGUCGCUGACAAAGGCAAACACACAGAAGAAACUAUUAUGGAAACUUCAUAAACUAUUAAAUAUCAUGGGAAA